Messenger RNA from Colletotrichum scovillei, 948 nucleotides. RefSeq lists its product as uncharacterized. Lineage: Eukaryota; Fungi; Ascomycota; Sordariomycetes; Glomerellales; Glomerellaceae. The coding region runs from base 1 to 372 and encodes 123 amino acids. The record is from RefSeq and is a predicted model, not a curated record. The transcript has a single exon.
AUGAAACAUGUGUCAGGGCCGAGUCUCCCGUCAUUGUCCAAUAUCAUUUGGCAAUCCACGAGUCAACCUUUCAACUCUUGGGUAGGGCUGAGUUCACUGCCCACGCGAUUGCAGACUUACUGGGUAGGUACAUCAGACGGCCGCUGCUGCAAGGGUCAACCCAUCAGCGUCUGGCCAAUGCGCCGUAACGACUUACAACGACGUUGGUGGCCUCGUCACUCAUCCAGUCGUGCGCUGCCGCAACUCGAUGGCAUGAUGCAAGGCCCGAUCGACAGAAACGAGUGCCAGAGCGACGCUUAUCCAGCACGGCUAAGUGACCAACGACCUCCAAUCUGUUCCGCUCAGUUCCUACAGCUGUCGUACGCAUCAUAGUCGCAAGACGCGAGAGGCACUGGAAAUGGUACGUUACGAUGUACCUUGUCGAGAGACAAAUGUUCUUACGUCCGUUAGGAACGCCUUCUUCAACAAAUCCACCACUGGAAACACGCGAUAUUUAUAACAUGACGUUAAAUAAAACAUCACCGACAUGUUGUGCUGCGCGGGAUCUUGCUUGUGGUCGAAUCAGCGUUAUCGUUGAAUUGUUUCACAACAGGUGAAAUCCCCGGAAACUUCUCUUUAUAGUAGUUACACUAUCCCUAUCCGAGGUACCUUGAGGAAACACAAUGGGCAUCGACGAUAACUGUUGCUGCUUCUAGAAAUCUGUUUGGCCAACGUCAGCUCGGCGAUGCGGGUCUGGCGCACGCAGCCCAUCUCUCGCCUUGUCAGUGUCACCCAGGCUAGCUAGGGUCAGCGGAGGCAUUCCACGUCAUGUAUUACCUUGAACAAAAGGAGUCGUCAAGUGCGCGUGGAGUUCAAGGUCUUAAGCCACAGCCGGUCUUCAUUUACCCGUUGUUGCACUGCUACAUUCAGAUGGGCAGAUAUUUCAAAGCCAGCCACGUUGUCUUGUCG